This is a messenger RNA of Camarhynchus parvulus, 4224 nucleotides long. RefSeq names its product phosphodiesterase 8A (gene PDE8A). The coding region runs from base 332 to 2896 and encodes 854 amino acids. Lineage: Eukaryota; Metazoa; Chordata; Aves; Passeriformes; Thraupidae. Gene Ontology annotation, biological process: cellular response to epidermal growth factor stimulus; regulation of DNA-templated transcription; positive regulation of ERK1 and ERK2 cascade. The transcript is spliced from 23 exons. The record is from RefSeq and is a predicted model, not a curated record. Gene Ontology annotation, molecular function: 3',5'-cyclic-AMP phosphodiesterase activity.
GACGAAAAGGAAAACGAUGGGAAGCAACAACCGAGCUCGUUGUCCGGUUUCUGAAGCAGGGCACCAGCUCCCCAGCCCACUGCUGAGAUUGAGCUAAAAGGACCUGUUUCCUGGAGGACGAGGAGAACAGACACGUUUCUGGUGGUGUAGAAGGGACCGAUGGCAAUGCUUCAGAGUGUAGCGGAGACGCAGGAGAGAGAUUCAACCUGUUAACAAAAAAAAUUAAGCAGGGGGAAAAUAUCAACGGGAAGGAAAGAUAUAUAUAUAUAUAUAUAUAUACACGUAUAUAUAUAUAUACAGUUUAGAAGUAUUCCCCAGGUGGCCACAAAGCAUGGGCUGUGUUCCAAGCACCAACCUCUCUGACAGCAGAGUGAUCUGUCACAGUAGCAAUGAGUCUGAGGAGUACAAUUUCCCUCACCAGACCAACACAACCAUGUCUCAACAGCAGCAAGGCAACCCCGUCCCAGGAUUAUUCAUUAAAUGCUACAACACAUCCACUUAUGAGGCGAGGACUAAUUCCUCUAAGAAAGACAAGAGGGAGAACAGCCAGAGCAUGGAGGCAGAGGCCCAGACCGGCAGAUCCAAUGUUAAGGCACCAGUAACAGAUGUGCAGUUUGGUCCUAUGAGACUUCAUCAAGAUCAACUUCAGGUACUUUUGGUGUUUGCUGAGGAGGACGAGCAGAGCAGCGGGUUCCGCUGGGCGUGUGACAAGGCUGGAUUCCGCUGCAACCUUGCCAGGACACCUCAGUCUGCACUGGAAUGUUUUCUAGAUAAGCACCAUGACAUUAUCAUCAUUGACCACAGGCAUUCCAGAUACUUUGAUGCAGAAGCAUUAUGCAGGUCUAUCAGAACAACGAAGGCCUCAGAAAACACAGUCAUUAUUUGUGUAGUACAAAGGCACACUGAUCGUGAGGAGUCAUCCAUAUUGCCCCUGAUCUCUGCUGGCUUCACAAGGAGAUAUGUAGAAAAUUCUAGUAGAAUGGCCUGUUACAAUGAGUUGAUUCAGCUGGAAUUUGGACAGGUGCAGGCACAAUUCAAACUAAGGGCAUGUAAUUCAUUAUUUACAGCAUUAGAGAAAAGUCAAGAAGCCAUUGAGAUCACAAGUGAAGACCAUGUAAUACAGUACGUCAAUCCUGCUUUUGAAACAAUGAUGGGCUAUCAAAUAGGUGAACUAAUAGAAAAGGAAUUAACAGAAGUGCCUAUAAAUGAAAAAAAAGCUGAUUUCCUAGAUACUAUUAAUUCCUGCAUAAAGAUAGGAAAGGAAUGGCAAGGAAUGUACUAUGCGAAAAAGAAAAAUGGAGAUAGCAUACAACAAAAUGUGAAGAUACUACCUGUCAUUGGACAGGGAGGAAAGAUUAGACACUAUGUGUCAAUUAGUAGACUGUGCAAUGACAACAAUAAGGUGGAGAAGACAUGUGAAUGUAUUCAGGCUGAAUCUCAGACAGAUACUCAGAGUUGCAGACACAAAGACAUGAGGAAAGGAUCCCUGGAUGUCAGAUCCACAACAUCUCGUGGGAGUGAUGGCAGCUCCCAGCGGCGCCGCUCCUCCAUGGCCAGGGUCCAUUCCAUGACUAUCGAGGCUCCCAUCACCAAGGUAAUAAACAUCAUUAAUGCUGCACAAGAGAGCAGUCCCUUGCCAGUUGCAGAAGCUUUAGACCGGGCUUUGGAGAUCUUAAGAACCACUGAAUUGUACUCUCCACAACUGGGGACAAAAGAUGAGGAUCCACAUACAAGUGACCUUGUUGGAGGAUUAAUGACAGAUGGUUUACGAAGAUUAUCAGGGAACGAAUACAUAUUGUCAGCAAAACAAACUCAUCAGGUUGCUGGCAGUCUGAGCUCUCCAAUCUCCCUCAAUGACAUACCCCCACGGAUAACAGAGGCAAUGGAAAAUGAGGAACAGUGGGAUUUUGAUAUCUUUGAACUUGAGGCUGCCACCCAUAAAAGGCCUUUGGUUUAUCUGGGUCUCAAAAUAUUUGCUCGCUUUGGAAUCUGUGAAUUCCUAAACUGUUCAGAAUCCACUCUGAGGUCAUGGUUACAAGUCAUUGAGGCUAACUACCAUUCCUCCAACUCCUACCAUAAUUCUACUCAUUCAGCAGAUGUACUACAUGCUACUGCUUACUUCUUGUCUAAAGAGAGAGUAAAGCAAACUCUGGAUCCAAUUGACGAGGUUGCCGCGCUCAUUGCUGCCACAGUGCACGAUGUGGAUCACCCAGGAAGGACAAAUUCCUUCCUGUGCAAUGCUGGCAGUGAGCUCGCCAUUCUCUACAACGACACAGCCGUGCUGGAGAGCCACCAUGCUGCCCUGGCUUUCCAGCUCACCACCCGGGAUGGCAAGUGCAACAUCUUUAAAAACAUGGAGAGGAAUGAGUAUCGAACCCUUCGCCAAGUCAUUAUUGACAUGGUCUUAGCAACAGAAAUGACAAAGCACUUUGAGCAUGUCAACAAGUUUGUCAACAGCAUUAAUAAACCCUUGGCAGCACUAGAAGAAAAUGGGAAUAAUGGUGAUGGAGAGUCAAUCAAAACUGUUCUCAGGUCUCCUGAAAACCGUAUCCUUAUCAAACGCAUGUUGAUAAAGUGUGCUGACAUUUCCAACCCGUGCAGACCCAGAGAACAGUGCAUAGAAUGGGCUGGACGCAUCUCUGAGGAGUACUUUGCACAGACUGAUGAAGAAAGGAGGCAAGGUUUACCUGUUGUGAUGCCAGUUUUUGACAGAAAUACUUGCAGCAUCCCCAAAUCCCAAUUAUCAUUCAUUGAUUACUUCAUUAUUGAUAUGUUUGAUGCCUGGGAUGCAUUUGCCGACCUGCCAAAUCUGAUGGAGCAUCUGAAUAAUAACAUUAAAUACUGGAAAGGACUGGAUGGAAGGAACCUGCGAGUCCUCCGACCACCACCAGAAUAGCAGUUAGACCAUGGUGUGUCAUUCACUAGCCAGAUGCAUAUUUAUUCAAGCUCACUUUUAUCUAUGUGAAUUCAGAUUUGUUUUGGUCUCUUCAGUAUUACAGUAAAGCUAGCCCAUGCACUUGGGGAACUUUCACAUUGAAGAGAACACGAGGUCAGCAGUUGACUUCCACAAAGUCCCAUGUGUGGACUCGGAUGAAAUAAGCCCACCAAGUGGAAUUACACUGGAUUGCUGCAGUGCUUGUACUGAAGAGGGUUUAUUACAAACAUACUUCUGUGAUAUCUUCAUACCAGCACGUGAAGCUGGAAGACCUUGAAGAGAAUCCUCAUAAAAAGGACAUUCACUAGAAGUUUAUCUAUUAAUAGAGACUCACAGCUUUUAUGAGAAAGCUACAUGCUUUUAUAAGCACUUCAGACAGUUAUGUAGAACAAUCAGACAUUUAAAAUGCAACUGUCUAUGAAAGAAUUUUUUGAUCUAUGAAAAAUAGAUGUACUGUAUUUUUUCACAUCACAGAAGGUGCAAUCAUUCACUUCUGAGCACUACUGAAAGUGAGUUCUCCUUAAGAAAUUUAGUAGCAAAUGUAAAAAAUAACACAAGAAUUUUUGAGGUUGAUCGUUAGCAUCUAUGAUUAAAAUGUUAUGUUUUAUUUAUUUUGUUAGAUGUUCAAUAUUUUCUAUGAAUUUAUAAAUACUUAAAAGCCAAAGCCAACUUUAGAUGCAUUAUAAAUUUACAUGAUUCAUACUCAUUAAUAUACAUUUAAUUGAUGUACAGACCUUUUAUUUUCAUAAUGCAAAUACAAAAUACUAUACAAUGAUACAUUUUUAUUGCACUGUAAGGAUAGAGGUGUAUGUUUAAAUAUUGUCUGAUUUAUGUUAAUUAAAAUAAGUUUUAUUAAAAAGGUCUCACUUGAGAAUAGUAGAAUAAACAAGAACUGUAUACUGUCUGAGCACCAGAACUGCAGUAGUUCUCCCACAAACCAUUGAGGACCACCUGGUCUUCUCUUGGCUACAAAAAUAAUAUUGUGUUGGAACUCUUUGUUUUCUCCCAUGACAUUUUAUGACUGAACUCCCUGUUAAAGUCUGCCUUAUUUUAUAUAGUAUUUCUACAAAGCAUUCCACAGCGUAUAUGAAGAGGUGAUACUAAGCAUCUAAUGAAUUUCAACAUUUUAUAGCCAAUGUAUUUUCCUCUGCUGAAAAAGAAAAAGAACAUAAAGCCACCAACACAAACCUUCAGCUCAAGAAGUUUGUAAAGGCUCUGUACCUUCACAAUUUGAAUGAAACUUCAUAGCAACUACCAGAAAAUAAUAAAAUGUAUAUUUUAAGAAGUGU